AAUAAAAAGCAAACAAUUAUGAAAAAUAAAUUUUGUUUUCAAUUGAAAUAUUUACACAUUAAUAGUUAUUUUUUUAAAUUAUAAUAAAAUGAAGACGAUUUCAGCACCCGAGGCGGACAUGUUGCUUGUAUCGCAAAGCUCGCGCAAUCAACGUAAAUCAAUAAUGAAUUUUGCACCCAAGAUCGGAUUAGCAAUAGUUGAUUAUGGGCGUUUACAAGAAAUUGAUAAUUUUUAUCUGGAUUGUCAAAAUUUUCGUGACUAUUAUCGUGAUCCUUAUAACAAACUGCCACGGCCCCAGGCAUUUAAAAGGCACUAUGGUAAAUGUGGUGGUAAUCGUUAUCCUGAUAAAUGCAGUAUACAACUAAUGCAACCGCCCCGUUGGGUGGCUGAAAGACAACCAGUUAUUUAUCCAUUAAAUUAUCGUAGGCAUAUGGUUUUAGACGAAGGAAUACGUUUAGGUGGUCUAUACGACCCCGCUGCAUGCAUAAAAUAUAAACAUUGAAAAUUAAAAUAAAAAACAUUUUAGCAUCGUCAAGAGCAUCAAAUUUUCUUAACUAUUGCUUUUAAUAAUAUUCGUAAUCAUUUGUUAACCACCCAAUUUCUUUAAUAAAGGGUUUAGUCAUCAUCGUGUUAUUUUGUUGGUAGACUUAUUAGGAUUUAGCCAUACAAACAGCCAACUAACCGAUAUUUGAUGGAGUAGAGGGGAGCCAGCGCGGCAGCAAAGGCAGGUGAUGUCACUGUCAUUUGCAAUUAUACCGCACCUCUUGCAAUUUUUUCCAACAAAUUUUCCUUUUG
Molecule: messenger RNA, 795 nt
Organism: Lucilia sericata (common green bottle fly)
Lineage: Eukaryota; Metazoa; Arthropoda; Insecta; Diptera; Calliphoridae
Exons: 1
Coding region: 89-502 (137 amino acids)
Source: RefSeq, a predicted model, not a curated record